Molecule: messenger RNA, 2211 nt
Organism: Macaca mulatta (Rhesus monkey)
Lineage: Eukaryota; Metazoa; Chordata; Mammalia; Primates; Cercopithecidae
Gene: SLC35B3
Product: solute carrier family 35 member B3
Biological process (GO): 3'-phosphoadenosine 5'-phosphosulfate transport; transmembrane transport
Cellular component (GO): endoplasmic reticulum membrane; Golgi membrane
Molecular function (GO): 3'-phosphoadenosine 5'-phosphosulfate transmembrane transporter activity
Source: RefSeq, a predicted model, not a curated record
GUCUGCGCACGCGCGCAGGGACACAUAGGCGGAAGUGUCCCGCGGGCGCCGGAGUUGAGAGUGGUUUCCGGGGAGGCGACCGCCGAGGUGGAAAGUGCAGGAGUGGUAGAGGAGGAGGAGGAAGAGGAGGUGAUGGCGACGGACCUGGGGAGGGGGAGAUGCUCCGUCUGGCUGAGGCGCUACCCAGGCUGCGGUCACCCUUCCGGGUGACAUACCGGCCUUGGGGUACGCGUGCCUUCGGGGCCUUUCCUGUGUUUGGGACCCAGAUCUCCUCUCCUCCAGAAAACCUUGACACUGUCCAUCUUCCUCAUUCAGCCAAGGAGCAUUAGAGGAGUGGAUGAGGUCGGGAUGGAAGGAACGGGUGACUCCCUUUUUUUAAAGAGCGGAAACCAGCCGGGCGGUUUCCAGGGAGGAGCAUCUGUACCUCCUCGCCCGUUUCUCGCCCUCGGGCUGGCGAGACCUCCCUCAGAUCCCAAUCCGUGGACUCGCAGGGGCCAUGAUUGAUUCCGGAGCGCAGUUAAUCAAGGCAUAAUGGCAUGGACUUGACACAGCAAGCAAGAGACAUACAGAACAAAAGAGUUGAGGAAACCAACAAAGAUAACUCUGAAAGCAUUGAAUGCAGCAAAAUAACAAUGGAUCUCAAGUUCAACAAUUCCAGGAAAUAUAUUUCUAUCACUGUGCCAUCCAAAACCCAAACAAUGUCACCACACAUCAAGUCAAUUGACGACAUCGUGGUGCUUGGCAUGAAUCUCAGCAAGUUUAACAAACUUACUCAGUUUUUCAUAUGUGUUGCUGGAGUUUUUGUAUUUUACCUAAUUUAUGGGUAUUUACAGGAAUUAAUAUUUUCAGUGGAGGGUUUUAAGUCCUAUGGCUGGUACCUUACCUUAGUGCAGUUUGCCUUUUACUCCAUAUUUGGCCUAAUAGAACUUCAGCUUAUUCAGGACAAAAGGAGGAGAAUACCAGGAAAAACCUACAUGAUAAUAGCUUUUCUAACUGUGGGUACUAUGGGGUUAUCAAACACUUCCUUGGGCUACCUGAAUUACCCUACCCAAGUCAUCUUCAAGUGCUGCAAAUUGAUUCCUGUUAUGCUAGGAGGAGUUUUUAUUCAAGGAAAGCGUUACAAUGUUGCAGAUGUGUCUGCUGCCAUAUGUAUGAGCCUUGGCCUGAUAUGGUUUACCCUCGCUGACAGCACAAUUGCACCAAAUUUCAACCUGACAGGUGUGGUGCUUAUUUCCCUGGCCUUAUGUGCAGAUGCUGUCAUUGGAAAUGUUCAAGAGAAAGCUAUGAAACUUCAUAAUGCUUCCAAUUCUGAAAUGGUAUUGUAUUCGUAUUCAAUUGGUUUUGUAUACAUUUUACUGGGAUUGACAUGCACUAGUGGAUUAGGCCCUGCAGUAACAUUCUGUGCAAAGAAUCCAAUUCGGACCUAUGGUUAUGCAUUCCUUUUUUCCCUCACUGGAUAUUUUGGAAUCUCCUUUGUUCUGGCUUUGAUUAAAAUUUUUGGUGCACUUAUUGCUGUAACAGUGACAACAGGAAGAAAAGCAAUGACCAUUGUACUUUCGUUUAUAUUCUUCGCUAAACCAUUCACAUUUCAGUAUGUAUGGUCUGGUUUCUUAGUUGUCCUUGGUAUAUUUCUCAAUGUUUACAGCAAAAAUAUGGAUAAAGUAAGACUACCAUCACUGUAUGAUUUGAUAAACAAAUCAGUGGAAGCAAGAAAGUCAAGGACGCUGGCACAAACUGUAUAGACAGUGAUUUGUCCUAUUUAAAAUAGAAUUUUAAGGGAACAAUCAAUUAACUUUCCAAAGGGACUGAUAAAAACCAAAGGAUCUGGAGGCAUUGCUAUCCCCUUUGUGGAUAGAUUUCAUAUGAAGUUAUUUGCGGUGUCAGGCUUUUCUUCAGAGCACUUGUUUGACUGACUUCCAAAGCGACCAAGACAGCCGCAUCUAGCACGCUUUACAAUAAAAUGUCAAUAUGAAGGACUGUAAUUCCUAGCAUUUUAUUAAGAAUUUCACUGGAAAUGGACCACGUGUUGCAAGACUAACUGGCUAUAAUUAUGACAUAUCAAAGAAAUCGAUAUGUAAUAGCAGAUUGUUUUAUAUUCAUUCCAUUUUGAUGGUGUUAUUUAAAUUGAUUCUCUGUUAUAAGAGUAAACUGAUGAGUUGAAGUCUGGAGAGAAUAACAUUCAUUAUAAAUAAAAUUAUUCUGUGAUCUUUU